This is a messenger RNA of Paramacrobiotus metropolitanus, 530 nucleotides long. RefSeq lists its product as uncharacterized. The record is from RefSeq and is a predicted model, not a curated record. NCBI's taxonomy places the organism in Eukaryota, Metazoa, Tardigrada, Eutardigrada, Parachela, Macrobiotidae. The transcript has 2 exons. Bases 82 to 501 code for a protein of 139 amino acids.
AACUGAUAUCACAGUUAUUAAACUGGCACAACACUCUGCCGUCAACUCUUUCUCCAUCUUCAUCAACUUCCCUUAUGUACGAUGCAGUCAAAUGCUGCUAUCCUCACGCUAUGGACCACCGUUACGCUGCUGCUGCACCACAGCUCAGCGGAGUCUGGCGACCCCACCGUCGAAACUGGCCUUAACACACUCAACGCCGCAAUUAAGACUGUCAGUGGAAAUCCAAAAGCCGAAAAACCAACGGAAACUCGGUCCUUUGCACCCGACCUCCUACAAACAUUUUUGAAAUGCCCCGACCCAUUAAUGAAUUAUGGCUGCCGCGAGUGUGAGAAGUCAUGCGCCAACCCGAACCCGCCGGUGUUAUGCGUUUAUGAUUGCCACAACACCUGCGUCUGCAAAUUUGGUCUAUAUCGUACCUUCCUUCCUUCGCCCACAUGCGCGCCGCCGAAUGGACCCGUGAUCAACAACUGUAAAGGAGCACCAAAAAACGUUAAAGGUUAAACAGCAGAUGGCCCGAUACGUGUUGCGAG